GUCUGCGACAAUGGCGGCUACCGUGUGAGGUUUUCAAAGAAGGAGACGAUACUAGGUUUACAGGUUCGGAACACGCUCUUAUACUAUGUGAAAGAGGGUUUUGGGAAAAAUUGUAUAUUCCAAACACUUGUUAAUAAAUUAGUAAAGCUUAUUUAUAGGCAAAUUACAAAGGUUGACUACAGAUCUAAGAAGCUAAUUACAACAAUAAUUAGUUGUAACUAACAACACAGGAGAAGAGCAAUCCGUAACACUCUGAUGUUUCAGUUCACACUUCACAGAGACAACUGUUUGUUUUGUUCCAAAUGAAAUGAGUUGUAGGAUGCUUAGAAGUGCAGGUUCUCUUGCCAAUCUAAAUCAAAAGGGUUACAGAUUGUCCCUUCUCUUUCCUCUCCCUGUCCUCUUCUCGAUGUGGAUUCCUGCUUCAUGAUAAUCUGACCUUGUUUUGCAACCAUUAUGGUUCUUCUGCUGAUAAAUCUGUUAGAACACAAAACCCAUCAGGUACGCAUUUCAGGAGUCUUGAUGAUGCAUUGCUUUUCUUCGACGGCUUGGUCGAUGGGCUCCUUAGGAAUUCAACCGGAUUUGUGUACUUUGAAUAUCUUGAUCAAUUGCUUAUGCCAUCUGGGUUGGGUGGAUUUUGGUUUCUCAGUAUUGGGUAAUGCCCUGAAACGUGGUUAUGAACCAGAUGUUUUUACAUUGGGCACUUUGAUUAAGGGGCUCUGUUCAAAGAAUGAAAUUUGCGGGGCAAUUAAGUUUUUCUACAAAAUGGUGGAGUUAGGGUACCCAUGUGAUGAAGUCACUUAUAGAACAAUGAUUUAUGGGCUUUGCAAGAACAGAAAAGCUGUGAAGGCCCUUGGGUUGUUCAGAGAGGGAGUGCAGAAUGGUGGGUGUAAUCCAGACUUAAUCUUGUAUAGCAUGAUCAUCGACGGUCUCUGCAAAGAGGAGCUGGUAAAUGAGGCUAUGAACCUCUUCAUAGAACUGAAGAGCAGAGGCAUCUCACCUGAUGUUGUUACUUACAGCUCUGUGAUUAAUGGCCUCUGCAAUUUUGGGCGAUGGAAAGAAGCUGCUCGCAUUUUUUAUGAGAUGAUGAAUAAUGGAAUCAAACCUAAUACUAUAACCUACACCAUUAUGAUCGAUGGUCUUUGCGGAGAAGGGAGGUUUGUGGAAGCACAUAAACUGUUUGAUUUAAUGCUACAAAUAGGUGUGUUCCCUAAUAUCUUCACAUACACUAGCUUGAUUCAAGGCCUAUCCAAUUCAGGCCAAUGGCUGGAAGUCACCCGGUUGUUCAGUGAGAUGUUGGAAGGGGGAUUUUCACCAAAUAUUAUUGCCUUUAAAGCAGUGGUUGCUGCUCUUUGUAGAGAAGGGAAGGCCAAAGAAGCUCAUGGGCUCUUUUAUUUGAUGACUAAGAAAGGUGUGGAGCCCGAUUCAAUCACGUACAAUGUGUUGAUAGAUGGAUAUUGUAUACUGGGUCAAAUGGAUAAGGCAAUGGAGCUCUUUACUUUCAUGAUGAGUUGGGGAUAUAAGCCUGACACCAUUACCUAUAAUUCACUAAUUAACGGCUAUUGCAAGUGCAGGAGGAUGAGUGAAGCCUUCCAGCUCUUUAAAGAAAUGCCCCGUAAGGGAAUAAUGCUUAACACUAUUACUUGUAAUUCUCUUAUUCAAGGCUUUUUCCUUUCGGGCCAAGUUGGGUAUGCACAGAAGAUUUUCGAAGAAAUGAAAGUUCAGGGGCACAAGCCAGAUCAAUACACCUAUUCUAUAUUGAUGAAUGGGCUAUGCAAAACCAAGCGUAUUGAUGAGGCGCUUAAAUUUUUUAGUGAAACGGGAUCUAAAAACCUUGAUAUUAUUACUUACAGUGCUCUCCUUGAUGGAAUGUGGGAGGCGUGUAUGCCGAAAGAGGCCGAAGAAUUGUUCAACUCCAUCUCUUCUGAAGGUUUGGAGCCUAAUGCUAUAACAUAUAGCACAAUGAUCAAGGGAUUCUGCAAAGAAGGCUUGCUGAGCAAAGCUUGGGAUUUGUUCAUGAAAUUGGAAGAAAAGGGUUGUCCUCCAACUGAUGUGACUUAUAACAUCUUGGUUCAAGGAUUUCUCCAAAAUAAAGAGACCAACAAGGCAUUCGAGCUUCUGAAUGAAAUGUCUCAGAGAGGUUUCUUACCUGAUGCGAAGACUGCAUCUCUGAUAGUGAACUUGCUUGCAGAAGGGGGGCCUGAACGUGAAUGUUUUGAAAGGCUUAACAAAUUUACGCCAAUUAAAAACUGACAAGGUCAUAUUCAGAUGCUAGUUCAAUUUUAGCUUCCUUAAUAUAAUCUGAUGGAAUCGUAAUAUAUCUGAUGUAAUAGGAAUCGAGCAAAAUGCCAUAUACUCAGAAUGUAAUCAGGCUCUUCAGCUUUACCCAUAGGAGCAGAAACAAUUCACGAUGCAUUGUCUGAAUCCAGGAUCUGGUCCUUUUUUUGGGACUUCCAACUGGUUAUAGCUUCACUUAACAUGGCUGCUUCAUCCUUGGACUGAAUUGCUAUUUCCAUUGUUGAAGAUGUAUCUGUGCUAAAUCCUUUUAUUUUUUUCCCUUUCAUUUUUUUUUAUUUUUUAUUUUUUUUCGUGUAUGCUCCUUGAACUCGCAAUAGAGAGGCUCACUUUCUUGCCAUAAGAACUCCAAAGUUGUAAGUGUCCUGUGUUUGGUUCUUCCUUGUAAAUCCUUCUUUUCU
Molecule: messenger RNA, 2693 nt
Organism: Macadamia integrifolia
Lineage: Eukaryota; Viridiplantae; Streptophyta; Magnoliopsida; Proteales; Proteaceae
Product: pentatricopeptide repeat-containing protein At1g63330-like
Exons: 3
Coding region: 454-2250 (598 amino acids)
Molecular function (GO): protein binding
Source: RefSeq, a predicted model, not a curated record